CGCAUGCUCGACGUCAUUCGACUCCUUCCCUUCAGGAACUGCAUCGUGCAGGAACGAUGCCUGGCGAGUGACGCCGCGGCGGACAAAUGCAGCUCACGGGGACCCGCCAGCCUUUCGCCGCAUUUUGCAUGUAAUCCGGAAUCGGGGGCAAAGUGGUGCUGCACGAGAGGCGAAAAUGAGGGAAAAUGAUAGAGCCACGUUAUGUUUCUUAUUGAUAUUUACGCUGUGCACGAGAGUUUACUCGGCUAACGCCAGGCACAUAAUCACCAAGCGAAACUACAGUGACCAAAGCGUAAGAGGAUAUCUAGCGGAAAGGACCUGUUGGUGGAACGAAGUGUGCAAGGAAGAGUUUCACAGUAAGUUCCGAUGUCGUUGCCCGAGGUGGUCCUAUUGUCGUGCACCAGGAAGAUAUUAUGACGCACAUUGCAGUAUGACACGCACAGGCUAUAUAUGGACCCAACCGGAAACAUCGUUGAGCCUUGAGAUCGAUAAAUGAAUGGCACUACCCCGUGUGCCGCAAAAGAAAACAGGGACGCCAAUACGGAAUCAAAUCUCAUUCAUUCAAAAUCAAAAUCUACGAUUACGCACGACGAUCAUUACGGUUUUCGUAAAUGGUUGAUUCACCGGUUAAGACAUGGCACGACUUCGUUUCGAAUGUAAUUUUCUAUUAGCAGCUUCGCUUGGGGCAAAAAGGAGAACGUCGCACGAUGAGUGUUAACGAGAGUUCAGAAAGCAGUUUCGCAUGCAGAACACUCAAAUUUGACUGAGAGCAAUAUUAUUUCUGUCAGUACAUCUACGAACACUUAUGCUGCCAUGAAUUUACAACUACUACGUUAUAAAUAAACUCUCAUUGUGAUCGCUAUUAAUAAAGUUCUGAUGGAGUAA
Messenger RNA from Odontomachus brunneus, 885 nucleotides. RefSeq lists its product as uncharacterized. The transcript has 4 exons. The coding region runs from base 176 to 496 and encodes 106 amino acids. The record is from RefSeq and is a predicted model, not a curated record. Lineage: Eukaryota; Metazoa; Arthropoda; Insecta; Hymenoptera; Formicidae.